GCAUCAAUGGGACCGGGCCUGGUUGCGCCGGUCUUGUGUGGGACUUCCCUCUUGAGCCGGUAGCUAAUCUCUCGCCUACCCGAUUGCGUAUAGUCACACUUCUUCGUAUCCUUCCUCGCUUGCCUCAGUCUCCUCCUGUUCCAUCGUCUUGAUCUUGCGACCCUCGUCAUGUCCGUCCCUGCCAACCCGCCUACGGGUCCUCAAAUCCUCGAGUCGCCUCAUGCUGCACUGCCAGGCAAAGUGCCCCGCGGACUCAACCUAGCCACCUUCGUCCAGAGCAAUCCUUCCAAUGUGCCCUCCUCAAAGAUCGCCUUCGUCUCCGCCCUCGAUCCUUCGCACAAGCUGACUCGAGCAGAGCUCUUCCAAUCCGGACACGAGCUGGCAUGGAGUCUGCGCAAUGUGGCGAAAUUACAGAAGAGGGAUCGCGUGGCAAUCUUUACGAGCAACAAUCUCUGGUACCCAGUCUUGGUGCAUGCAAAUCUUCUCGCUGGACUGGUGAGCGUCACGCUCAACCCAGCUUACACGGCUGAGGAGUUGGCUCACCCGCUGGCGGAUGCAAAGCCCAAGGUCAUCUUCACUACGACGGACCUAGUGGGGACUGUGAGGGAAUCGGCGAAACAUGCUGGCUGGAAGGGAGAGAUCUUCGUUGUAGACCGUGAAGAAGGAAAAGGCUCAGAGACGCACGUCAACCAGCUGAUGACCAAGGCCAAGGGGCAGAGUUUCAAGGCAGAAUGGAUCGAAGAGCCCGAGAAGGAGGACGCCUUCAUCGGCUACAGCUCGGGUACGUCUGGCAAGCCCAAGGGGGUCCAGCUCACACACGCCAAUCACAUUCAGCUCUGCAAAAUGAUGAUCCCAGGCAGGCACGGCGACCUUUCCCCAGAUGAUGUGGGGCUGGCAUUGCUACCCUUCCAGCACAUCUUUGCCCUCUUCCACUCUCUCAUCUUCGACCUCUGGUUUGGCGUGACGGUAAUCGUAGUUCCGCGCUUCAGCCUCAAGGAGUGCUUGGGGUACAUCCAGAAGUUCAAGGUGACAAAGGUCGAAGUGGUUCCACCUAUUGUACUACUGCUGGCUAAAGAUCGCCUGGUAGACGAGUAUGAUUUGAGCUCCCUCAAGUGGCUCAUCAGUGGUGCUGCACCCCUCUCGGCCGAUCUGAGCGAUCAGGUCGAGAAGCGACUCAACACCUCUGCCAAGGGCGGCAAGCUGACCAUUGUCCAAGGGUAUGGACUCACCGAGACGGCUCCGAGCUUGACAGCUGGUGCUGUAGCAGACUAUCACGAGCACAAGGGCUCCAUUGGUGUUCUCUUUCCCAAUAUCCAAGCUCGCCUGGUGGACCCAGACACGGGAUUGGACGUUGCCUUUGAGAUCGAUGCCAAUACCUCCGAGGGCGCAUCGAAGAAGAGGAGCAAGCCUGGAGAGCUCUGGGUGAGGGGUCCGAGUAUCAUGAAGGGCUACCUGAAUCGGCCUGAUGCUACUGCGGAGGCCAUCGACAAGGAGGGGUAUUUCCACACGGGUGAUAUUGCGAUUGUGGAAGAUGGCAAGCACCUGUAUAUUGUCGAUCGGUUAAAGGAGCUGAUCAAGUACAAGGGUUUCCAAGUGGCGCCCGCAACGCUCGAGUCCCUCCUUCUAUCCCACCCAAAGGUAGCCGACUGUGCUGUUAUUCCGCUCCAUUCUAAGGAGCAAGCCACCGAGCUCCCCUUGGCCUUCAUCGUCCCCUCUCCUUCUAGCUCGGGCUCAUCUCAAAGCGCGUCUGAGCUAGCCAAGGAGGUACAAGAGUGGGUCGCAGGUCGAGUCGCCAAUCACAUGAAGCUGAGGGGAGGUGUGAGGGUGAGGGAAGAGAUUCCCAAGAGUCCUUCAGGGAAGAUUCUGAGGAGGGUUCUGAGGGAUGAGAUUAAGAAGGAGUUGGAGGAGGGGGAGAAGGGAGCGGCUCCCAAGGCGAAGCUGUGAAGAGGUGGGACUGCUGCUACUGAGAGGCUGCGUGCCUUUUUGCAAUAACAUCUUCGUACACUACAUUCCUACAGAGCGACAAUGGA
Messenger RNA from Microstroma glucosiphilum, 2030 nucleotides. Its product is annotated as acetyl-CoA synthetase-like protein. Lineage: Eukaryota; Fungi; Basidiomycota; Exobasidiomycetes; Microstromatales; Microstromataceae. Gene Ontology annotation, molecular function: CoA-ligase activity. The transcript is spliced from 5 exons. Gene Ontology annotation, biological process: secondary metabolic process. Bases 169 to 1944 code for a protein of 591 amino acids. The record is from RefSeq and is a predicted model, not a curated record.